Messenger RNA from Exaiptasia diaphana, 3878 nucleotides. Its product is annotated as tectonin beta-propeller repeat-containing protein 1. Lineage: Eukaryota; Metazoa; Cnidaria; Anthozoa; Actiniaria; Aiptasiidae. Bases 169 to 3480 code for a protein of 1103 amino acids. The transcript is spliced from 18 exons. The record is from RefSeq and is a predicted model, not a curated record. Gene Ontology annotation, cellular component: membrane.
UUUGUUUGUUUUUAUAAUUUCAAAACCUAUACUUUCCUCUUAUUUCACCCAUGGAAAUUAUUCCACAGUCAAGGAUUGGAUCCAAACUACUYACUUCGACUAUUAGAAAGAGCUAAUGAUGAUAAGUUGAUUUUGAAAUUGAAAAAGAUCGCGAACAACUUGUUGAUAAUGGAGGCACCCCAUUUGUGGGUKAUCGAUCGAGAUGGGCGGACUUUCAUCGUAAAUCUGCGUGACAACUCCUGGAAAGAGGUCUCAACACCAGAGCUGAAGUCAAGGAACUGUUUCAAACGUGUAUCAGCUACCAAUAGCUGUGCUUGGGCAAUAAACGCCAACCAACAGCCAUGCCUAUUCGUGCAUUCCACCCAGGUUGUUAUCAGAAAUAGAGCWGAAACGUGGGAAAAUCAACGUUAUGGAUGGAUACAUGGAUGGUCGGAAAAAUCGAUGCUUAGGAGUGAUAGGUAUAAUUUCAGUAGUAAAGAUGGCAAAGUUCACCUUCCCAAGUCAGCAUUCCCCCUUCCUUCCAAGYACUGGGUUUGGGAAGGAGACUGGAGCAUAGACCAAAGUAUUCCAUGUGAUUCAGAGGGAUGGCAAUAUGCAAUUGACUUCCCACGCACCUAUCAUGAAGCAAAUAGUUCAUUACAUUGUGCAAGACGAAGAUGUUGGGCACGAUACUACAAGUUUAAUGGAUAUGAUARAUGGUUGCUGAUCCCAGGACUAACAGAUGACCCUAUCAAGCAACCAUUUCAGGACAUUGCAGUGGGUGGAACCAUGAUUCCUGGCCAAAAACCUGGCCAGCUGUCAGUUUGGGCYGUCACAUUCCAUGGACAAGUUCUGUUUAGAUCUGGAAUAACAAGYAAAAAUCCUGAAGGACGUARAUGGGAAGAGGUACCCCCACCCAAUGGGACCAUCACACAGUUGUCUGUCAGCAGGACUGGGAUCUUGUGGGGGGUUACCUGGGAGGGUGUUGCUGUUGUAMGAAUUGGUGUUUCCUAUGAUCAACCAACAGGUACUGACUGGGUUGAAGUCAAUGCACCAUCAAUAUCAUCAAGUGGAGAGAUUUGUCCAUUGUUACAGAUAACRGCAGGUGUUCAUGGUUUAUGGGCAUUGACAAAAGAUGAACAGGUUUGGUACAGGAAAGGUGUUAAUACAAACAAUGUUAGCUURACUACACAAGCUAUCACAGGAAAAAGCUGGAUUCAAAUGGUUGGAAGGUUCUUGUUACUUUCUGUUGGACCUAAUGAUCAGGUUUUUGGUCUAAGUACUUGUGGUGAUCACAUUUACUUCAGAACAGAUGUCAAACCAGACGAGUUGAGUGGUCGUGAGUGGAGAGUACUUCGUACAAGCAGAAUCCAUGACAAUAUGUCCAAACUGACCACAAUAGAAGAUGACAUUUUCUCCAGCGCUAAUGGAAGUCACUCGUUACCGCGUAACGUCGAAUUUCUCACGUGGGUAAGCAGUGGUGCGUGUGAYGUUGAUGCCGCUUUCUUUAAUGGUCCAUAUCGUGGGCUCAUGCCGUCAUUUAGCACCAUGAGUCUUAGUACCAUUGACGACCGCGAUGCAUCAUGGAGAAAGGAAAUCUUACAUCGGCUGCGAUCACGUGAUCAGAAAGAAAAUAACAAGUUUGACACGUACGAGGAAGCGAUAUCCCAGGGUUCGUGGUCCAAGAAAGCGCGUUGUCAAAUUCUCAUGGAUAUCCAAUACAACUUAUGGUGCGACUCGCUCGUCAAAUUAAGCCAACAAGACAAAGAAACAGGCGGGGCUUUGUUAUGUUACUACGAGAAGAUAUCACCUUACCAGAGCUACGGGGAAUUGAAAAUUCCUUUCCAAGAUAUCACGUGUGUUGGUAUAGUUCAUAAAAUGGCUCGUCAUAAUUGCUUGGCUAUCUAUGUUUUACAAAGAACGCUCGAACGUAGUCCUCUCUUUAUCGCGUUUUCAAACGAAAAGGACCUCAAUGAUUGGCUAACAUGUCUCUAUGCCGUAACAACGCAAGUUCAWAGUUGCCAAGGAUCCGURUCGCCCAAUGCAUUAUGGGCUGUUUCCUCAUGUGGUGACGUAUUUGCCAGUGAUGUCCAGGAUGUUGCCUCGUCGUCUGCUAGAUUCUGGCGCCAAAUUGGUGGCCACCUUUUCACUGUAGAAGCAGGAACUACAGGGGUGGUGUGGGGAAUUGGUUUUGAUGGUAAUCCAUAUGUGUACACAGGGGGUUAUGGUGGGGGUGUUUUGAGUGGGUUUUCAAGUAGCUCGUUUGGUCUUCACACGCAAGAAGACUACAAUGUUCAUUAUAUUUAUGAAAAUCAGCGAUGGAAUCCAAUAGAAGGCUUCUCGGAGAGACGGCUUCCCAGUGAYAGAUACGURUGGAGCGAUAAAAGUGGAGUCUACGAGCAAARCAAAGAGGGAUUCUUGUUACCUUCAAGCCAGUGGCAGUGGGUGGGGCAAUGGCAGGUUGAUACUCGCCCWGAGGUCACCGACAAAGAAGGAUGGCAAUAUGCUGUCGAUUUUCCAAGACAAUACCACCCAGUAAAGAACUGGAACGAUUACGUUAGAAGACGACGAUGGAAAAGACGCUGCAAAUUGACAACAACUGGUCCGUGGUUGUUAGURACACCCACAGUGAAGCUGCGUGAUGUUUCUGUCCAGACAGGCCAAACCAAUGACCAGCACAYUUCAGUGUGGGCGGUGACUAGUCAAGGAGAUGUGCUGUACAGACACGGUGUAACUCAUGAUUGUCCACAGGGCCAAUCUUGGGAGCAUAUCAUCGCAGACGUCCCGUUUAUCAGUAUUUCGAUUGGUGRMGGAGGGUGUGUCUGGGGYGUGGCUCAGAACGGCACCACAUACUUUAGAGCAGGCUUUGCUGAAAAUAACAAAACAGGUAACUGCUGGUUUCACAUCGGCGAAAAACCUCCCUAYUUGACUCAAGUUUCGGCUGGAAAGUCCACUGUUUGGGCAAAAGAUAAAUAUGAUACGCUUUGGUAUCGAAUGAACAUUACGGACACUUAUCCAGAAGGUACAGAAUGGAAACAGUACGAGAUCGGAGUAUCGCAUAUAUCAGCAGGWCCCAAUGACCAGCUUUACAUAUGUCACGAGGGGAAYAUCAAGAAGAAGUUGAGUACAAACUUGGAAGACGUUGGCACCAGUGAAUGGGAGAAUACAYUAUGUGAAAACUGGUGGUCAAUCUGUGCGCGYGCCGACCACUCGCCAAUCGAUGAAAACAGCGACAAUUUGAAUGACAGCCAAUCASAAGACGUCGAGAAAGGAGUCGACGUACUUGCAGAAGUAAGCAYGGACGAGUCAUUUCAUCGAACGCGCAUGACAGGAUUAUCAGAUACCAGUCCAACACGCAUGCCWGGAAGUAUCAAUGGUAUUGUAGAGUCCYACAUUGGAGGUCCAUUGAGUUUACAGACUAAUAUAGACCUUAGUGAUGUAGACAUUUAUACUGCUUUCAAGGAAGACCACUUUAAGGCACCAGAAGAAGAUGAGAUGUAAACAGCAAAGCGAUUUAGAGAUAGUAAAAAAUAUCAAUAUUUGGUUUUAUAAAGUAUCUUUAGGUAUAGUAAAUGUUUUUGAACAUGAAUGCAAUUUGGAAAUGAUAUUUAUUAUUGACGUUGACUAAAAGGCUGCUGAGAACAUUUUUUAUAUAUAUUUGUUGGUUCAAAUAGUUAAUGUAAGCCAAUUCCGACGUGCAGUUCUGACAUUUUCAGUGUUUGACAAACAGUAUUAAAACAGUCAAUACCUUGCUUGACAUUUACCAGUUUURUGGAACACAAUUUGCCUGCAAUCGGAUAUAUAAAUUAUAUGUUCAAGACCUAGCUGAAAUAGAAACGUAAUUGAAUUGUUCCAAAUAUUGACAAAUGAACUUACAUUAUUAAAGAAAUUUUGAUAUA